AUGAAUGUUGUAAAUGUAUACACGACGUCUGCAACCACGGACAAUCUGUCUCGUCAUGAGAUGCUGAUGUGGGUGAACGACUGUCUGCAGUCGAAUUUCGCUAAAAUUGAGGAUAUGCAUACGGGUGCCGCAUAUUGCCAGCGAGUAUUUUAUGGUGGUUGUCGAGUGAUCGUUUUCCUGUUGCAGUUCACAGAUUUCCUGUUUCCUGGUUACAUUCAGCUGCGACGGGUGAAAUGGAAUAGCCGACUGGAGUUAGACUGGUUAAGCAAUUGGAAAUUAUUGCAAACAUCCUGGAAGACAUUGGGCGUAGAUAAAAUUGUUCCCGUUGAGAAACUCAUCAAAGGAAAAUUUCAGGACAAUUUCGAGUUUUUGCAAUGGUUCAAAAAAUUUUUCGAUGCCAAUUUUGAUGGACACGAAUACGAUCCUCUGGAAGCUCGUGGUGGUGAACCAUUGCCAUCGGAUGUUAAAGCAAGUGCUCCCUCUCGAAUGCCUGCGAAAGCUGCAGCGCCAUCUGUCAAGACACGACUUACACCAAAUGCUUCGACAAACAAAGCCGAAUUACGAAAAGCGCCAGCUGCUGGAACGAAGACCGUUCAAAAUCGAACAACACUUCCAACAGCACCCGUUGCCGCGGCACGAGCUCCACAGCCCACUGCAGUGGAUCAGCAGGUCGUGGCAAAUUUGAAGCGAGAAUUGGAAGAAGCAAAAGAGCAAGUAAACGAAAGCGAUAAUGUGAUCAUCAGUCUGGAAAAGGAACGUGAUUUUUAUUUCUCGAAACUACGACAAAUUGAAAUGCUAUGUCAAGACAAUGAACAGAUUGGAACCGUUGAAGUGGCGCGUGUGCUUGCGAUAUUGUAUGAAACGGAGGAAGGAUUCGCUCCGCCGGAAGAGAUAGAAAAUUGUGAAGAGGACUUCUAA
Gongylonema pulchrum is the source of this 918-nucleotide messenger RNA. NCBI's taxonomy places the organism in Eukaryota, Metazoa, Nematoda, Chromadorea, Rhabditida, Gongylonematidae. The record is from the annotation of a GenBank genome assembly.